This is a messenger RNA of Lactuca virosa, 2564 nucleotides long. Lineage: Eukaryota; Viridiplantae; Streptophyta; Magnoliopsida; Asterales; Asteraceae. The record is from the annotation of a GenBank genome assembly.
CAAAAGAAUAAACCAAAGACCAUAAACGAGUCAGUGAGAACCGGAGAAGGAGUGAGCUGACCUGACGAUUGCCAUCGUAAUCCGGCGAACGUGCGCCGCCGGCCGUCCUGCCUGGCUGUCUCGUACGGCCCGAUUGUUUGCUGGUUGCUGUACUGCACCAGUCCCCUGCAAAGCGCCCGAUACGUGAAGAAGAUGAGGUUGUUGAAGGUAGCUACUUGCAAUUUGAAUCAAUGGGCAAUGGAAUUCGAUUGCAAUUUGAAGAACAUUAAGGAAUCAAUAAUUUGGGCUAAAGAAGCUGGUGCUGUUAUUAGGCUUGGUCCGGAGCUCGAAAUCACUGGCUAUGGUUGUGAAGACCAUUUCUUAGAACUCGACACCAUCUCUCACGCGUGGGAGUGCUUAAAAGACCUGCUUCUUGGUGAUUGGACAGAUGGCAUAUUAUGUAGUUUUGGGAUGCCUGUUAUCAAAGGUUCUGAGCGUUACAAUUGUCAAGUGUUAUGUAUGAACAGAAAGAUAAUCAUGAUACGAGCAAAGAUGUGGCUUGCAAAUGAUGGAAACUAUAGGGAACUUCGGUGGUUUACUGCAUGGAAACAAAAAGACAAGCUUGAAGAAUUUCAACUUCCAAGUGACAUUUCUGAGGCUUUGCUGCAAAGAACAGUCCCUUUUGGCUAUGGCUUCAUGCAGUUUUUAGACACAGCUGUUGCAGCUGAAAUUUGUGAAGAGCUUUUUGCUCCAAUUCCUCCUCAUGCUGAACUUGCACUAAAUGGUGUUGAAGUGUUUAUGAAUGCUAGUGGAAGUCAUCACCAACUAAGAAAGCUUGACAUUCGUAUCCGAGCUUUUAUAGGUGCUACACACACUCGUGGUGGAGUUUACAUGUAUAGUAAUCAUCAAGGUUGUGAUGGAGGUCGUCUUUAUUAUGAUGGUUGUGCAUGUGUUGUUGUUAAUGGAGAUGUAGUUGAACAAGGUUCACAAUUCUCCUUGAAGGAUGUAGAGGUGGUGGUUGCUCAAAUAGAUCUAGAUGCGGUUGCUAGUCUUAGAGGAUCUAUAAGUAGUUUUCAAGAACAGGCAAGUUGUAAACGAUUUGUUUCCUUUGUAGAUGUGCCAUACAAGCUUUGUCAGCCUUUUAACCUCCAAAUGUCUCUUUCAAGUCCAUUGAAGAUUAGUUACCACUCUCCUGAAGAAGAGAUAGCUUUUGGACCUGGUUGUUGGCUUUGGGAUUACCUAAGAAGAAGUGGGGCUUCUGGUUUUCUUCUUCCACUCUCUGGUGGAGCCGAUAGCUCUUCAGUCGCUGGUAUUGUUGGAUGUAUGUGCCAACUUGUAGUAAAAGAGAUUGCAAAUGGUGAUGAACAAGUCAAGGCUGAUGCUAUAAGAAUCGGACAUUACACCAAUGGACAAUUCCCUACAGACAGCAAAGAAUUUGCAAAACGUGUAUUUUACACUGUUUUUAUGGGAUCUGAAAACAGUUCUGAUGCCACACGUUCACGAGCCAAGGUGCUUUCUGAAGAAAUUGGAUCAUGGCAUCUUGAUGUUUCUAUAGACAGUGUGGUAUCUGCAUUCCUAUCUUUAUUUCAAACACUUACAGGGAAGCGUCCUCGCUACAAGGUAGAUGGGGGAUCAAACAUUGAAAACUUAGGGCUCCAAAACAUACAAGCUCGAAUCAGAAUGGUUUUGGCCUUUAUGAUGGCUUCCUUGUUGCCAUGGGUUCAUAGCAAACCAGGGUUUUAUCUUGUGUUGGGUAGCUCAAAUGUGGAUGAAGGGUUACGUGGUUACCUAACUAAGUAUGAUUGCAGUUCUGCGGAUAUAAAUCCAAUCGGAAGCAUAAGCAAGCAGGACCUGCGAAUAUUUCUUCGGUGGGCCGCCACACAUCUUGGUUUCUCGUCUUUAGCAGAAAUCGAGGCUGCCCCACCAACCGCUGAGCUGGAGCCUAUACGCUCCAAUUACAGCCAGCUCGAUGAAGUUGACAUGGGAAUGACAUAUGAGGAACUUUCCGUAUAUGGAAGGUUAAGGAAGAUUUUCAGAUGCGGGCCCGUGUCCAUGUUCAAGAAUCUAUGUUUUGGUUGGGGUUCAAAACUAAGUCCAUCGGAAGUAGCCGAGAAAGUAAAGCACUUUUUCAAAUACUAUUCCAUCAACCGACACAAGAUGACUGUAUUAACACCCUCCUAUCAUGCCGAGAGCUAUUCACCAGAAGAUAACAGAUUUGACCUCCGACAGUUUCUCUAUAACUCAAGAUGGCCAUAUCAGUUUCGAAAAAUAGAUGAACUUGUGAAGGAACUUAGUGUUGAUAAAGAUGCAUCAUCAUCAUCUACUUCAGAUGGUGUAGGAAUUGUGGCAGCUGGUUCAGCUGAUCCAAAGGCUGGCCUUUAAAAUUUCAUAGUGAUUAAUCAAAGUUAACUUUAUACUUUUUUUUUAAAAAAAAAUUGUGAGUUUUAUUGAUUUUGUUAAUGAAUUACCCGAAAGGAUUAGUUCACUGGUCUAUGGUGAAAGUACCUAGGUUCAUAAUCGUAUACUUCUUGAUACAAUACAGGAGAAUUUUAAUUUUAAUAAAUUAAUGAAAUAGUUGUGUUUCA